This is a messenger RNA of Drosophila ananassae, 2568 nucleotides long. RefSeq names its product TNF receptor-associated factor 6 (gene Traf6). The transcript has 2 exons. Gene Ontology annotation, biological process: positive regulation of JNK cascade; protein K63-linked ubiquitination; tumor necrosis factor-mediated signaling pathway. NCBI's taxonomy places the organism in Eukaryota, Metazoa, Arthropoda, Insecta, Diptera, Drosophilidae. The record is from RefSeq and is a predicted model, not a curated record. Gene Ontology annotation, cellular component: plasma membrane signaling receptor complex. Gene Ontology annotation, molecular function: protein binding. Bases 142 to 1572 code for a protein of 476 amino acids.
AGGGUUGCCAUGUCUUUGACUUCAGUGUUGGUUAACCCCGUUUGUACAGCUGUUCGGAGGAGUCAUAAGCAAUAGAAAAAGCAAUAUUUUUGUCGAUACAUGAACUAACUAGGAUAACUCGGAACACGGAGCGGUCGGAGCAUGAAUCGAUCAACGGGGGAGCCCAAGAUAAGCCAGGCCCUGUCCUGCCUGCACCUGUCCCAUCGCCACCACCUUCCAUCGGAGCAGGGUGAGCACAACCACAACAAUAGGAACGAAAUAAUUCGCGUCGCAGGCAGUAACAGCAGCCCCAACAGUGGGGCAGGAGCCGGAGGGUCGGGAGUCGGAGGAAGUGGCGCUACUGCUAUUCCUACUCCCCCAAGAAGCCUGGCCCUCAACCGAAACAACCACUAUGCCGCCUCAGACACGUCGGGCGAUCAGGAGCAGGACGAGCUGCUGGACGCCAAGUACGAAUGCGCGAUAUGCAUUGAUUGGCUGAAGGAGCCAAUGCUGACGUCCUGUGGCCACCGUUUUUGCCAUGGCUGCAUCACUGACUGGCUACAGAACCACAACCAGUGCUGCCCCCUCGACAAUAAGCGGCUAUCCGCUGACCAGGACAUUUUCCCCGACAAUUUUGUGCGUCGAGAGAUUGAGCAGCUUAAGCACAAAUGUCCCAACUCGCCGCUCGGCUGUUCGGUAGUGGCCUCUCCCAUUGAGCUUCAUCGCCACCUACCCAGUUGCCCGUACCGACGCCAGCAGGAACCGGAUCCGCCGGAGGAGAAGUGUCCCUUUGCCGGAAUCAAAUGCGACUUUGUUGGCAGACCUGAGACGAAUCAGCUGGAGGAGCAUCUGAAGGCGGACAUGCCCCAUCACUUGCAGCUAAUGCUACAGGCCCUGCAGCAAACGGCCAUCGCUACCUGGCAGCCGCAGAAAUCAGGCGCAAGUACCUCCGGAUCGUUGGAGAACGGACAGCUGCCGCCGCCUCCUCAGUAUGCAAACGGAGUGGAUGAGCAGAUUGUGCAGACCAUGUACCAGAGGAUUGUGGUGCUAGAGCAGAGAACCCGGGAGCAGGAGACUCGCCUGGAGAACCUGCAGAAGCAGCUGCGCUUGGCCCGCCAACAGCAGGCGCCCGUCGAUCCUCGCUAUAGCAAUGGCACCAUAAUCUGGCGCAUCGAGCAAUUCGCAUCGCUCGUGGCCAGAUUCCGAGCGAAUGCCAACAACCGGGAGUACUCCCAUGAGUGCUACACCUCGCCGCAUGGCUACAAGUUCUGCGCACGUCUGAACAUUCAGCCCCGAAAGCCGCAAGUUCUCAGCUUGCACGUCCACCUGAUGCAGUCGGAGAACGACUACCACCUGGACUGGCCGUUUAAGGGACGGAUUAAGCUGUGUAUGGUACAUCCUACGGAUGCGGGCAUGUCGCAGCACGACACCAUUAUGACCAAGCCGGAGAUACUGGCCUUUACCCAGCCGCGCGAGCCAAUAAGCACACGAGGAUUCGGGUUCCUCGAGUACGCCGACAUAUCGAAUAUCAUGCAGCUGGGCUUCUGCGCCGACGACCGGCUGCUCAUCAAGAUCGAGAUCAACAUUGUGUGAGGUGACUCACCAUACAGAAAUCUUCCAAUAAACGUUGUGCGCACAACGGGGUGAAAGGAAUCCCAGGGUCUAAGAACUAACCAAUCUCAUUCCAUAGUUGUUCACCGACCCUGUGAUUCCUCGUCGAACGUAUUCGAGCUUCAACCCCAGUGAGAAUCUAUUAUAAUAUGCAAUGGCCAGUAGCGCUGACAUAUAUUUUAUAUAGACCUAUAUAUAGUGUACAAGCGAAAGCCAAUAGUCACACAUUUAGACGGCAACUUUGAUACCAUCAACUAGCGACUAUACCAAUACUAAUCGAUAUUAUCUAUUGUAGACCUAGAUUUUAAUAACCCCACUACUGUGUCCCCCUUUUUUUUAGUUCUUGUUCAGUUUUCAGGGGAAGCCAGAUCAUUAUUUAUAGAUUUAAUCAAAAGUCGCAACUUCUCCCUCCACCUAAUUGAUCGCUUAUCAGGGCAUUGGAAAUGUGUGGGUAAUCCCGACUUAGAAGGCGUCAGUUUGUAGUGGAAAUAUUGCUAAGUUAUGUGGCAAUUAUACUGGGACCGAAUCUCUUAGCUUCUCGGCCUCCAAUAAUCUUGUACUCCUACAUUCCCCCAAUUCGAUUGAUUUCAAUUAUUUGUAAGCUGAAUACGUCCAUUUAAUACUUGUCAAUAUUUUAAGAAAACCUAGUUUCAACUACUUUGAGGUUCAGAUCACACGAUUUGGAAAGGAUUACAGGGACUCUAGUUUCCUGGUGUUGAUGUGGCAACUAAAUUGACUGAUUUGAAAGGCACAACCACUAUGUUUUUUGAACAGCAUCCAGAACUUUUUUCUACAAACUCCAUAUCUGCCAAAUUAGUUUGGAAUGGAUCAAGGCUGUAUGUAUUAUUUUAAAACCAAGCUUAUACUUAUCUAUCCGUACUACAUUAAGCAUUAAGAGUCAAGAACCAUGGUCUUCGCCAGGGUUGGCCCAUCUCCGCCCUGGGGAGCCCCAAUAAAGGACACUUUUUGUACCGCCAA